This is a messenger RNA of Otolemur garnettii (small-eared galago), 7682 nucleotides long. RefSeq names its product NHS like 1 (gene NHSL1). Bases 726 to 5633 code for a protein of 1635 amino acids. Lineage: Eukaryota; Metazoa; Chordata; Mammalia; Primates; Galagidae. The record is from RefSeq and is a predicted model, not a curated record. Gene Ontology annotation, biological process: cell differentiation. The transcript is spliced from 8 exons.
CCUCUUUCGCAGGAGCGCCGGCUCUGUGAUCCAAGCAAUAGCCACGCCGCCUGUUUUAUUGUUUGUGGAGUCCUGUGGCUCGGCUGAGCGCUUCGCAGACGGGGAGGAGGCGAGUGGGCGGUUUAUGAUUCUGGCCUGUGCUGGGGCAAGUGAGCUGAACUCUUUUGAUUUCUCCCAGUAACCUGUGUGGGUGAACUUUAGACUGGUGCCAGGCUUCACACUCAGCCUUUUUCUCCAGGGUGAGGAGUUACUUCCUUCUGCAGCAGAUGGCUAGCUCUCUGCCGGGUGGGGAAGGAUGCCCGGGAGCGGAGUAGGAUUACAGUUUGGGGUCCGAGGGACACACCAAAGAGCCGGAGUGCCUGGGUUCUGUUCUUCGCAAAGUCCCGACAAGUGCUCCUGAAAUGAACACCCGCUUCAGUUUUCAAAUUGUACUUUUAUUUAUUUUUAUGUUUUGGCAGCGGAUCCUGCUGAUCUACAAACCGAGUACCACCAUGUGGCUAGGCUAAAACAUUUUUUCCCUCUUUCUUAACCCCUCAUUUUCCUUUUCUUUUUAACUGGGUGGCACGGAAGCAAUCUUUCUGCACAGUGCUGUGCCUGACACUGCACAUUGUCCGAGUGAGUGGGAAGCCACAGGCCGAUGUAAAGGACCCGACCAAUUUAAAAAACAGAGCUUUUUGUCUGUGGGGCCGUCCUUUGUCUCUGACUCGAUUUUGGUGUGAAAGAAGAUGAAAAAGGAACGCUCUUCGGGUUCCUUCAGACUGAAGGCAAACGCGGGUUCUCUCUCACGUGCUGUGAGUUGGAUAAAUUUCUCCUCCUUGUCCAGGCAGACAAAGAGGCUGUUCCGCAGUGAUGGAGAGCUCUCCGUUUGCGGGCAGCAGGUGGAAGCGGAUGAUGAAAACUGGAUAUACAGAACCCAGCCCAGAAAAGCGGUUUCCAACCUAGAUGAGGAGAGCCGUUGGACAGUCCACUACACUGCCCCAUGGCACCAGCAGGAGAAUGUGUUCCUUCCUGCCACCAGACCCCCCUGUGUGGAAGACCUGCACCGCCAAGCCAAGCUCAACCUCAAAUCAGUAUUGAGGGAAUGUGAUAAGUUGCGGCACGAUGGCUACCGAAGUUCUCAGUACUAUUCUCAGGGACCCACCUUUGCGGCCAACUCCAGCCCAGUCUGUGAUGAUUAUCAAGAUGAAGAUGAAGAAACAGAUCAAAAGUGUUCUCUCUCUUCGUCAGAAGAAGAAAGAUUUAUUUCCAUCAGGAGAUCUAAAACGCCAACCUCAAAUGACUUCUCUGACCUUAAUACUCAGACGAACUGGACCAAGUCACUUCCACUGCCAACACCAGAAGAGAAGAUGCGACAGCACGCCCAGAUGGUCCAGGCUGAUGUGGUUCCUAUUAACAUAACCGGGGAGAAUUUUGAUCGCCAGGCCAGCCUUCGGCGGUCUCUAAUUUACACAGACACUCUGGUAAGACGACCGAAGAAAGUCAAAAGGAGAAAGACUAUUACAGGAGUCCCUGACAGCAUACAGAAGGAGCUAGCCUCUGGCACUGGCCAAGAUGAUGUUGGUGGUCAGUCAGUGUUUGCCCCAGACCACUACCCUACACUAGGAAGGCUUGAUAGCUACCGGCCUGCUGGGCAGCGCUCAGAAACCAGGGACUCCAGCUGUCAGACUGAGGACAUGAAAGUCGUGCCACCAUCCAUGAGAAGAAUCAGGGCGCAGAAGGGGCAAGGCAUUGCUGCCCAAAUGAGCCACUUCUCUGGCUCCUCUGGCAACAUGUCUGUGCUAAGCGAUUCUGCGGGUAUCGUGUUCCCGUCCCGCCUCCACAGCGAUGCUGGUUUCCACAGUCUGCCGCGUUCAGGAGCAAGGGCAGACAUGCAGCCCCUCGAGCCGAGGCUGAGUGCCCCGGGCCCUGCAAGAGACACGGGGGGCACUUUCCCCUACCAGAGGAGUAAUCCACAAGUGGAUGAACACUUAGGAUAUUUAGGGGAUGCCUCGAGGACGGGAGCACUUUUGAGGCCCAAAUCCCAGGAGCUGAGGCACUUUGAGAGUGAAAAUGUAACAAGCCCAGCGUGUGUGGUGUCUCCUCAUGCGACCUAUUCCACCAGCAUCAUCCCAAAUGCUACACUUUCUUCCUCUUCAGAGGUCAUUGUUAUUCACCCUGUUCAGAAUUCAGGGUUGCUGGACAGUAAAAUCACCAGCUCAUCCUCAUACAUGAAGAUAAAAUCCAGAGACCACCUCAUCUCCAGGCACACUGUGAAAGAUGACCCUCAGUCUCCCCGCCGUCACUGGAGUGAGGGCCACCCAGCUGUUCUUUCACGAGCCUUAGACACCCAUUCCCCUGGUGCAUCCACACUGUUGUCUCUCUCUGAUUCCUCAGUCUCUUUAAGUGCAAAUAGGGAGAAUGGGUCCCAAGUUGUGCCCUAUAAUUGCAGAAGCAACACACGCUUCCCAGCCCACCCUCAGGAUGUGGAUGGCAAUAGCGAGUCUAGUUAUUCAGGGGGUGGAGGACAGGGUAGCUCGGAGCCCUGGGAAUACCAAGCCUCAAGUAAUGGGCAGGCAUCCCCGCUGAAGCCACCUGUGGCAACUCCUGGGUACUCCACACCAGCAAGUAACAUGAGCAGCUGCAGUUUGGACCAAACAUUCAACAAAGAGGAUGCAGGAUCGCUGUACUCUGAGGACCACGACGACUACUGCACAUCUGUGCACUCUGACUCCAGACGUGCGUCUGGGAAUCUGUGCAAUAGCAGCGAUGGCUUCAGGAACCCUCGGCACAGCGUGGUCAAUGUGUUUGAUGGAAGAGCUCAGAAAAACCAAGGGGACAGGUCGAAUUGGAAUGAUAAGUCCCUUUCAAGAAACAUCUCUCUGAAGAAAGCAAAGAAGCCUCCCCUGCCACCCUCCCGGACAGACUCCCUCCGCAGAGUUCCCAAAAAGAACGGCCAAUCCAAUGGGCAGGUGCUCAAUGAGCACCUUAUCGCCUCGCUCCAGCACUCGCUGCACCUGAGCCUCCCAGGCAAGGGCGGCAGCUCGCCCUCUCAUAGUCCCUGCAGUGACCUGGAGGAGCCCUGGCUGCCCCGGUCACGGAGUCAGAGCACCGUCAGCGCCAGCAGCAGCCUAACUUCCACCACCGCCCCCAACGUCUACUCCCUGUGUGGGGUCACUCCAUCACAGAGCGAUACCAGCAGCGUCAAGUCAGAGUACACGGACCCGUGGGGUUACUACAUUGACUACACAGGCCUGCAGGAAGAUCCGGGCACCCCAGGAGGGGGCUGCUUGGCUGGCAGCGGAACGCCCGCUGGAAAUGGCCUCGUCCGCCCUGUCCAGGAAGGGCCCAGGGCCGUCCCGCCACAAGUACCCAGUGGUUCGGUUAAACCAAAGAUCACAUCGCCAGAGAAGUCACAUAGAGUCACUUCUCCAUCCAGUGGGUAUUCUAGCCAGUCAAAUACACCCACAGCUCUCACCCCUGUGCCUGUGUUUUUAAAAUCCAUGUCACCAGCAAAUGGGAAGGGGAAGCCCAAGCCCAAGGUGCCAGAAAGGAAGUCCUCUCUGAUAUCCUCAGUGUCCAUUUCCUCAUCGUCUACUUCUCUGUCCUCUAACACCUCUACAGAAGGAAGCGGCACAAUGAAGAAACUGGACGCAGCAUCAGCCUGUCCCCCAGUGCCCCCCACUCCUCUCCCAGGCCCCUUCCUCCCGCCUCCCCCGCCCUUGGCCGACUGUCCUGAGGGCUGUGCACUGCCUCCCUCUCCUGUAUUCCCCCCUCCGCCACCUGAAGCUCUCACUCCCUUCUGCUCCCCACCUGAUGGGUGCCUUCCUCCUGCCCCCGCUUCACUGAGCCCCCCUUUUCCACAUUCUUCUGUGCCCUUACCAUUGCCUCCACCUGUCCUACCCUCCUCGGAGCCUCCACCUGCCCCUCCUCUGGACCCCAAAUUCAUGAGAGACCCCAGGCAUUCUUGCCCUAGCUCUAGCCAGCCAGACUCCUCCCGGGAGGCCUUCAGGCCGCCUUCCACUAGGGAGGAGAGCAGCAGACCCCCCAUGCCCCUCAUAACCACAGAAGCGCUGCAGAUGGUGCAGCUGAGGCCGGUGAGGAGGAACUCAGGCACCGGGCCGGCUCUGUCAUCUGAACCAACAGCUCAGGAAAAACGAACUUCAGUUGCUCCACAGUACCACUUAAAGCCAUCUGCCUUCCUGAAAUCCCGAAAUAGCACACAUGAAAUGGAGAAUGAAAGCCAGCUUGCCUCCGUGACAAGCUCACUCCGGUCGCCUGCCAAGAGCUCGAGUCAGGGUGACCAUGGCAGUGCAGCCGAGCACGGCGGCGGCCUGUGGAGUGCCAGGGACGCAGGGGCUCAGACCAGCCCCAGAACUGCCCAGCUCCCCAACUCUUCACCCAGCAGGAAGCCACCGCCCAUUUCUAAGAAGCCCAAACUGUUCCUAGUGGUGCCACCUCCACAGAGAGAUUUCACAGCGGAGCCCGCAGAGAACGUGAGCGAAGCCCUCCGAGCUGUGCACAGCCCCACGAGGGGAGAGGAGGGCCCUGCCCACAAUGAGGCAGGAGAGAGUCCCGCAGCCCGAGCUGGCUCUCAUGCGACGCAUCCUGGCAGCUUGGUUCUUGAGGAAAGAGCUGCAGAAUCUGUGUCCCCAGGCACGGUGGAAGCCAAUGUCCCCAUGGUACAGCCUGAUACCUUACCUGGCCCCCAGCAGGAAGAGCCAGCCGAGAACAGUGAGGAUGGUGGAGGUGACGUGGAGAGCUGCCUGUCUAGACAGGAUGGAGAGGCCGGGGUGCCGCAGACCGACACAGCCGCUUCCUCCUCCGAGGCCUGUGACUUCCCCAGGGAAGACGGGAGUGAUGAGGUGAUGACCCCCAGUAGACCCAGGACCACAGAAGACCUUUUUGCAGCUAUCCACAGAUCUAAAAGGAAAGUCCUUGGCCGGAAAGAUUCGGAUGAUGACCAUUCCCGAAACCAUUCUCCCUCCCCGCCGGUGACACCCACUGGCGCUGCCCCGAGCCUGGCCUCUCCCAAGCAGGUGGGAUCCAUUCAGAGAAGUGUCCGGAAGAGCAGCACCAGCAGCGACAACUUCAAAGCUCUGCUGCUCAAGAAGGGGAGUCGUUCUGACACCAGCGCCCGCAUGUCGGCGGCGGAGAUGCUCAAGAACACUGACCCGCGAUUCCAGAGGUCCAGGUCGGAGCCUGCAACAGACACUCCCGAGAGCCCGUCAAGCUGCUCCCCAAGCAAGAGCAGAAGGGCCCAGGAGGAGUGGGCCAAGAACGAAGGCUCCAUGCCUCGGAGUCUGUCGUUCUCCGGCCCCAGGUACGGCCGCAGUCGAACGCCGCCCUCCGCCGCCAGCAGCAGGUACAGCGUGCGGAACCGGAUCCAGAGCAGCCCCAUGACGGUCAUCUCGGAGGGCGAAGGCGAAGCCACCGAGUCUGUGGACAGCAGAGCGCGCGGGGCUCCCGGCACCGCGCAGGGAUGCUCGCUGGAUGGGCGGGCGGGGGAUGAGAUGGACGAGGGCAGGCCGCUUUGCAGCGAAGAGCCUGCCGCCUCCCUGCAGCCACCGGCUCCUGGCCCUGCCAAUGGGACAGCCAGUGUAGGGGACAGGGAGCAGUCAGAGCAGUGUGGAGGUUCUCUGAAGGAGGAGAGCUAGGGACAAGAACGUGACUCUCCCGGGUGAUGGGAGAUGAGCAAUGCCUCCUUAGAGCAAGCCUGCUAGGUGUCCUCGCCUGGCUGCCCGGGACCCCACCCAGAGUCCUGCUGUGGGCCCAGCGCUGCCGGCCCUGCAGUGUGAGCGGAGGGUCACUUAGGACUCACUUGGCACUUGCCCUGUGGCUUAAAUGCAAGUAGAAGCUUAAACUUCUGAAAGUGCUUCCUGGGGAAGAUUUUUUUUUUCCUAAAUACUGGGGGUGUGUCAGGGUGUGUGUGGGUGUGUGUGCAUUUUAAACAUAUUUUUUAAAAAUACACACACACAACGUGUACAGAUAUAGGGGAAAGUAAGCCAGAGUUCAGCUGGGUGGAGUAAGCUGGGCGUCUCCGGACGAGGUGGUAACCGCUGUCAGAGCUUCUGUUUAGGGAAACGUGUGAGUUCCACGAGAAGGGAGAAGACGUUGUUGCUUCUAAGAAAGAGGCGGUGGAUUAGCUGGUUCUUGCCGGCAGAACGCGGGGAUGUACGCACGUGUGUGCUGGAGGGGAGCGUGUCCCGUGAGCUCGGAGAAGCUGGGGAAGGGCGAAUGGGUUCAGGUACUUUUUCUCUGGGGGAAAUAGGCUUUGUUUCUUUUUUUUGGUAAACAUAAGAAACGUGGAGCUGGCAAAGCUGUAACUCAGUGCCCGCUGCUGUGCAGCCUCAUACACCCAGCUCUUAGCCGGAUUUUUAGAAGUGUGGGUAAUUUUUAAAUGCAGUUCCCCCUUGAGUAGCGGCUGCAGCGUCCUGUGAGAAGGGAAGUGACGUGGGGACAUACCGACAGCGGGGGAGAGGCAAGGCGGGGAGGAGUAAGGGACACACUGCUGGAAUUGGUUUCCUGCCUAGUAAAUAAAGUUAUUUUGCAGAAUUAAAUUUGAAAACUUGCACUACAGGACUGUGGGCGGAGCUUUUCCUUUGACACGAUUUUUGACCCUUUUUAAACCAGAGUUUAAACUUCCAUUUGGCCAUUUCCUACCACUUGAAAUGUCAACAUUUGCUAACUUGUGGAUAUCCUUUUGGUUACACCAAAGACAAAGUUAUGGCUCUUUUCUUUCCUUGCCUACAGUAUGGUGUCCUAAUUUAGAACGUUUUUAGCAAAAUCUAUUGUUCCUUAUCUGACUUUAAAGAAAAUGCUGAAUAGCUCUUAUUAGUCAAACAAACUGAUAGACCUUGGUCAGGCGAGGCCAUUAGCCCCAAGGAAAAUGAGGUGUUAGAUUAAAAAGAGUUUUGUGGGUUGUUUUUUUUUUUGCAUUAUUUGGUUUGUGCAUUUUUAUAUUUGUUUUUAAAUAAUUGAGUUGCUAAUUACCUUCUAAUCUUCUAUAAUUAGAAUUUCAACACCUUUAGACACAGGAGAAAUGGAAAGUCUUUAUUUUAAUGUAAAGCUCUUGUGGCCCACACCCUCCCUCCUUCCUACUUCCGUACUUUGGCACCUUUGUUAGCCAGAGUCUUGUCUUCUUUAGAAAGGCCAGGAGACCAUGGUGAGGUUCUUGGUUUAAGUCCAUUGCAGCUACCAAAUAGCCUUUUUUUUUUUUUUCAGCAUGAAAAUAUCCCUCAAAGUUGCUCUGCACAGGUCAACUCAUCACGAGGUUUAUAAAAUAAAACUUGAGACACCAUUUUAGACAUGUCUUUGAGGCAGAAACAUAUGUAAGGAGUUAAGACUCCUUCCCUUUGAAGAAAAUGAAGCACUUCUUUUUAUACAGCAGGGAAUCAAGAGCUGACAUUUGGAGCAGUUUUCUACUACAUUGGCACAAGGACUGUUUCUUCUAAAUUUUGGAAAAGUGGUGUUGGCUUUUUUUUUUUUCCACGUUGGCUUUUGAUUAUGAAAUCUUGUAGCUACCUAAAAAAGAUUAGAAUGGACAUGGACAUCAGAAAUCUUUAACUUAAUAUAAAAAUCAUUUAUUUGAAGGUAAGAUGAGCAACAUUGAAACUAAUUAUAAAACUAUUUAAAAAUGACCAUUUUUAAAGAAAAAUAUCUAUUAGGUUUUUAAUUUGCUUUGAAUAAAACAAUUUUAAAGUAAA